AUGACAGCCGCCGUCUCUCCUUCAGAUCAGGAAAAUCGGGCAAACGAUCGGGCGGGGGAGAAGCGCAAGACGGCCACCGUCACGACGACUACCACCGAGACCCAACGCAAUAUCGUGUCGCAGGAGGCCGCUAUUCGAAGAACGUUAAGGAGCCCACUGAAGCCGACAGAGAGCAAUUCCAUUGGACGACAGAGCCGCCUGUCAAACUCUCAGCCUUCAAAAUCAGAUAGCCCCUACGGCAGGAAAGUGACUCCCGCUGUAGUGUCUUCAUCAUGGAGUCCGCAGGCCACAUUACUUCCGCCGUCCACGGCUCCAUUGGCUUCCCGCAUCUCCGUGCCCCCUCUGGCCUCUCACGUCCCGGAGGCUCUCCGACCCAAGCCUCUGAACUCUUUAUCUCUAGCCGAGCAAGAAACAGCCAUCAUCGAGGAUCUACUUUUCGUCUUCAUGGGCUUCGAAGGCAACUAUAUCCGCUACACCGACACAUAUCAACCUCUGGAUGAGAAGAGCCGACUAUCGGGGCCUGACUUUCGCAUCGAGAAUGGCCUGGAUCCCAGCCUGCGUGAUCUGGCGCAUAGUAUGCUCAAGACCGCAACUCACUACUGCGCCGUUGAAGCGUUUGUGGAGGUGCAGUCGCGGGAGGACUUUGGCAGCGUGAACCAUGCGCUCUGUGCGGCGAUGAGGAAACUGUUGAAAGACUAUCUCAUUCUGAUUGCGCAGCUCGAACACCAGCUACUGACGAAUUCUGAUUUCACUCUUCAUCAACUGAGUUUGCAUACGAAGCAGACGUCGCACAUGAUGCUACAGCUUUAUACCGUCGCCAACGAGGUACUGAGAGAGAAUAGCAUGCUCGACAACCCCGACGACUCCUUGGAAGCCGACGACGAAUUCGAGAACAUUCUGGAAUCUCUGCGAGAAGGCCGAGAUACAGCGCUGCCAGGCGCAAAGAAGGUCUGUAAAGGAGGUUCCAUACUUCGACUGAUCGGCAAACGACUGUCAACCAUGUCGGGCGAUCCUGCGGCUCGUCAGCUGCUCACGACUCUGCUUCGAGAAGCGAGCCGGCCGUACAUGGCUAUGCUCAACGAAUGGCUGCACCAUGGCAAUGUGCGGGACCCCCAUGGCGAAUUCUUGAUCAAGGAGCAGAAGUCUAUCCGAAGGGAAGGGCUGGAGCAGGACUACACCGACGAGUACUGGGAAAAGCGGUACACCAUUCGUCCCGACCUGAUGCCGUCACAAUUGGAGGGGGUGAAGGAAAAGGUGCUGCUGGCUGGAAAGUAUCUGAAUGUGGUGCGCGAAUGCGGCGGAAUCGCGAACCCCAACCGCGACCUCGACGCCAGCACGGAUGUUCCCCACACCUUCGAUGAUCCUCGGUUUUUGGAGAACGUGAGCGGCGCAUACGCUUUUGCGAAUCGAAGCUUGAUGAGCCUGCUCUUGACGACACACGCGCUGCCCGCUCGGCUGAAGAGUCUGAAGCACUACUUCUUCCUCGAUCGCUCCGACUUCUUCUCUUACUUCUUGGAGCUCACUCAUUCCGAGCUCAAGAAACCGGCAAAGAAUGUGAACGUGUCGAAGCUACAAAGCCUGCUCGAUAUUGUACUUCGACAGCCGGGCUCCGUGGCGGCGGAAGAUCCAUUCAAAGAAGAUGUCAAAGUCGUGAUGAACGAUGUCGGACUGACGGGCUGGCUGAUGCGAGUGGUGAACGUGCAAGGCAUGGACGCAGACGCCACCACCCUUUCCACCUACACACCGGCGCCGGUGAGCACUAGUGGAGACAGCGAGAAAGACAUCUCAGGCUACGAGGCUUUGACUCUGGACUACGCCGUUCCAUUCCCGCUCUCUCUCGUCGUGAGCCGCGUCACCCUCACGCGGUAUCAACUCCUCUUUCGGUAUCUUCUGUCAUUGAGACAUCUCGAGACGCUGUUGACGAGUGCGUGGACAGAGCACAACAAAGUGCCCGUGUGGACGAGGAGAAACAAAACCAAAGACGCGCACGCGAAGAAAGUGGAGGACUGGAAGCGAAGAGCAUGGUGCUUGCGAAGUCGGAUGCUCUGCUUCGUCCAGCAAUUGCUGUAUUUCUGUACGAGCGAGGUCAUCGAGCCAAACUGGGUCGCCUUUAUGAGCCGAUUGAACCAAGAAGAAGAGGGUGAGAAGACGCAAGCUGAGGGCCAGUCGCAAGAAUCUGGGGCAGGCGUCAAACGAACCGUGGACGAGCUGAUGCAGGACCAUGUCGACUUCUUGGCGACGUGUCUGAAAGAAUGCAUGCUAACCAACUCCAAGCUCUUGAGAAUCAACUCCAAAGUAAUGGCAACCUGCACAAUGUUCGCCAACUACACCUCCUCCCUCAGCCGCUACCUCGCCGCCGCCGACCCAGAAUCUCCCAAACCCUCCUCCUCCAUCCAACACGACCCGGCAAAACUCGACAAGCUCUUCUCCAUCCUGCAGCAAUACGAAGACCACUUUUCCCGGCAUUUGAAGAUUCUGCUGGACGCGCUGAAUUAUUUGGCCGCGACGGAGACGGUGGUGUUUUUGGGGUUGUGUGCGAGGUUGAGUAUGGCUAAUGAAGGCGGGCCGAGGGCUGGGGGUGGUGUGGUUGGGUUGGGUGAGAGUGCGAGGUGA
This is a messenger RNA of Neohortaea acidophila, 2613 nucleotides long. Its product is annotated as Spc98 family-domain-containing protein. The transcript has 2 exons. Gene Ontology annotation, molecular function: microtubule minus-end binding; gamma-tubulin binding. Gene Ontology annotation, biological process: meiotic cell cycle; spindle assembly; cytoplasmic microtubule organization. Gene Ontology annotation, cellular component: mitotic spindle pole body; spindle pole; equatorial microtubule organizing center. The record is from RefSeq and is a predicted model, not a curated record. The coding region runs from base 1 to 2613 and encodes 870 amino acids. Lineage: Eukaryota; Fungi; Ascomycota; Dothideomycetes; Mycosphaerellales; Teratosphaeriaceae.